This is a messenger RNA of Pelobates cultripes (western spadefoot toad), 236 nucleotides long. Lineage: Eukaryota; Metazoa; Chordata; Amphibia; Anura; Pelobatidae. The record is from the annotation of a GenBank genome assembly.
AUGCUCCGAGGUUUCCGCUCCAGAACCGCCGGCACCAAACACCCACGAAACGGAGAGCUGACAGAGCUGCAGUGCCAGCGGGUGAUCCAGCACAGGCUUCUACCCACUAUUAACCGCCGAAGACAUGCAGCUACGACAGCUGGAGGAAAUCACCCUGCCACGGACAUACAUCUCACCUUCGCCCCAUCCCGACAGCCCCCGGGGCCCAUUGGAUAUAAUUACAAGCCGCAAGGGGA